GAUAAACCCUAGUUGCAACCCGUGGAGUAGGUUACUGACCGAACCACGUUAAAUCUCGUGUUCUUAUUUUCUGCUAUUUGUGUGUGUGUGUUUGUUCGCUUCCGCUUGACCGCCUCUGAUCUCUGAUUCCUAACAAGUGGUAUCAGAGCCUUGGUUCGGUUAAACACACGGUUACACAGGAUCAAUCGCAGGAAGAAGGCUGUUCAAGAUUGUUUUUGCUGCUGUUUUGCUGCCGCGGUUAAGGGGCUGGUUCGGAUCUAAUCAGAUGCUGGUUUGGAUCUGGGUUUGUUUUCUAUUGGAGGUUGCUUGGUUUCGGGCCGUUAUUCCUUGGUUUUUUCUCUGGUUUUUUCUCUCGUUUUGCAAUGGCCGAGGACGGGAGGGUUCGAAUCGAGAAGUUCAACGGUACUGAUUUUGCAUGGUGGAAAAUGCAAAUAGAGGCGUUGCUUGGUGAGUGCGAUUUGGACAUGGUACUGGAAGAGAAACCGGAUGGAAUGGAUAAGGCUGCUGAAGCAAUUUGGGACUCAAAGGACAAAGAGGCAAGAGGUAAAAUUACACUAGCUUUGACGAGGAGUGUGGCGUUUAAUAUCAUGAAGGAAACAACUGCUCGUGAUAUGUUAACAGCUCUGUCAAAUAUGUAUGAGAAACCGUCGGCCGGUAAUAGAGUGUUCUUGAUGAGGAAAUUGUUCAUGAUGAGAAUGAACGAGGGCAGCCCAGUUGCUGAUCACAUUAAUGAGGUCAAUUCGAUCUUGUCGAGUUGGUCGGGAUUUGUGACAACGGUUACUGAAACUGCUGGAACAGGAAACUUGAAGUUUGAUCGGAUACGGGAUAGUGUUUUGGGUGAAGACAUUCGUCGGAGGAACGCUAGUGGAGGAUCUACUUCUGGGUUACUCAGUGUUAGCAGGGGAAGAGGUAAUAACAGAAACAGUGGGAGUCGUGGGAAGAGCUCGUCUAAGGCUGGAAAGAAUGUGGUGUGCUGGGUCUGCAAAGAAGUUGGGCAUGUCAAGAGUCAAUGCCCAAACAGGAAAAACAAAAUUAGCGCAGUUGUUGGGAAUGCAUCUGAUGAUGAUAGUGAUGCAUUGAUACUCAGCAUGGAAAGCUAUGUUGACUCUUGGGUCAUGGAUUCUGGUGCUUCGUUUUACGCCAUGCACAGCAGUGAGGCGAUGGUGAAUCUCAAAAAGGGAGACUUUGGAAAGGUAAAGUUGGGUAACGGGAAAAUCCUUAAAGUGACAGGCAUGGGAGAUAUUGAUCUAAAAACUUCAUUUGGAACUACUUGGAGCUUACAAAAUGUCAGGGUGAUUCCAAGACUGAAGACAAAGUUGAUCUCAGUCGGACAAUUGGAUGAACAGGGAC
Cuscuta campestris is the source of this 1350-nucleotide messenger RNA. The record is from the annotation of a GenBank genome assembly. Lineage: Eukaryota; Viridiplantae; Streptophyta; Magnoliopsida; Solanales; Convolvulaceae.